Molecule: messenger RNA, 2231 nt
Organism: Trematomus bernacchii (emerald rockcod)
Lineage: Eukaryota; Metazoa; Chordata; Actinopteri; Perciformes; Nototheniidae
Product: homocysteine-responsive endoplasmic reticulum-resident ubiquitin-like domain member 2 protein
Biological process (GO): endoplasmic reticulum unfolded protein response
Molecular function (GO): protein binding
Source: RefSeq, a predicted model, not a curated record
UGUUGUGAGGAAAGAUGAUGUCGUGGCUUCCGGUCUCACACCCGACAUUACAACAACAAGGGAGCUGGGACGAAGAGACGACCGGUAACGCAGCCAGAGUAAAAAACAGAAAUCAAAGAACUAACACCACGGAAGAAUUCCACCAACUUCUCGUACGGAGAUGUUGUAGAUGGAAACCCCCCCACCUCUGUUUGCAGGGACAGUUUGAGGCGUGAUUUAGCUGAGUCCAGCAUGGAGAGGAUUUGAAGUCCCUUCCUCCUCAGGUCAGUCCUGAGUUGAAACACUAAGCUCAGGUUCUUCAGAGCCUGCUAGUAAUAUGAGCCAUGGACUCCUGGGCAGUUGAUAGUCCUGUGACCCUGGUCCUCAAGGCCCCCAACCAGAAGUAUGAAGACCAGACCAUAAACUGCUUCCUCAACUGGACCGUGGAGAGGCUGAAGACUCACAUCUCCAACGUGUACCCCAGCAAGCCGCUGUCCAAAGACCAGCGGCUGGUUUACUCAGGAAGACUCCUGCAAGACCACCUGCAGCUCAAAGACGUGCUCAGAAAGCAGGAUGAAUACCACAUGAUGCACCUGGUGUGUGCCUCUCACCCCCCCGCCUCGCCCUCCCCACGCAGCCCCUCCACGGCCAACUCUUCUGCUCCUGACUCCAGCAGUUCAGACGGUGCCAGCUCUGCCUCCGCUGCCAGUCAGCCCGCCUCUUCCUCCUCCUCCUCCUCUUCCUCUUCUGUCCCAGGAAGUUAUGAUGGCCUGAGGUAUCGCGGCGGCUUCCCCCAGUCCAACCCUCAGAGCCCCGCUGGAGUCCCUCAGUGGCCUGACGGAGCGCAGGUCCCGUUGCAGGGCGACCUCCCCGCCAACAUGCCCCCCCACCCCAUGUACAUGCCCAUGCAGAUGCUGUGGUGGCAGCAGAUGUACGCACGCCACUACUACAUGCAGUAUCAAGCAGCAGUAGCCGCCUCCCAGCCUCCCAGCGACCCCCCUCCCUCCCCCCCCUCCUCCUCACCCCAUCAGCCAGCCCAGCCUAAUGAAGCCGUGCAGCCCCCCCCCCCGCUGGGACCCAACCCGGCCCCCAACCCGCUGCCCGAGAACCAGCCGGCCAACCCCAACAUCCAGAUGAACGCGCAGGGCGGCGCCGUGAUGAACGACGACGAGCUGAACCGUGAUUGGCUGGACUGGCUUUACACGGUGUCGCGCGCCGGAGUGCUGCUCAGCAUCGUCUACUUCUACUCCUCCUUCAGCCGCUUCGCCAUGGUGGUGGGGGCCAUGCUGCUCGUCUACCUGCAUCAGGCCGGUUGGUUUCCCUUCAGGCCGGAUCAGCAGAACGUCGGAGGAGGAGCAGCAGCUGCAGCUGCGCCUCGAGAGGAAGCAGAGAGGCACCAAGACAUACAGGAAAUGGAGCGUCUGAUGGACGAGGGUCUGGAGGAGGAGGACAGCGUGGAGGAGGGGGGGGGAGUCGCAGAGGACCAGGCUGCUGCUGCCCCCCCCGAGCCUCCCUUCCUCUCCACCGCCUGGUCCUUCAUCAGCACCUUCUUCACCUCGCUCAUCCCCGACGGACGACCCCAAGCAGCCAACUAGGCAGACCCCCCCCCCCAACCUCCCCCUGCCUGCCUCCCUCCUUCUGAAAGCAGCCACCUCUCUACAGAAGUAUCUCCAGAAACGCCCCCAAAAUACCCCCCAAAACGCUCAGAUACACUUUGAUCAGAGACUGCCCAGCCUGUCGGAUACCAUGCUCCGACAUGCUGCCAACUAAUGGACUGAUGUGUAAGAUAAAGCUCCUCUGGAAUGUGCGAGCAGUGUGUAAAGAAUAAAGGAAUAUAUAGAAAGUGAAUCUCACGUUGUGUUGGUGGAGUAAGUGCUGCAGCUGUGAAAGUGUUUUUCUUUCAUCGAUUGUGAGUUCAUUGAGAUGUCGUGAUGAAGGUGAGAAACCCCCGAGAGGAGCUGUCUUCCAUUUUAAGCUUCACGCUUCGGAAACUUUUUAAAAAGGGUUGUGACACCCCCCCCCCCCCACCCCCACCCCCACCACCCCAAAAAAAGAAAUCUCCCUGAAAUGAGAGGGAGCUUCAUGAGAACAUAGCAUCCCUGCAGACGAUGUGCGUCACGACAUUGCAGCUGCUGAAGCACAUUGUUUUCCAACUGUGUGUAUUUGAACAUUAUUUACACAUGUAAGUAUAUGCAUCUUUAACUCCUCAAUAUAUGCUUUUUUUGAAUAAAAAUGUUGCUGCGGUUACCACG